GGUGUAAAGGGCCAGGCACCCCCCUCCUCCUCCUCCUAAUCCCCUCCUCACUGUGUGAUCUCAGUUUUCCCUCUCCAUCCAUUACCAUGAGGGAUCGAGCUUAGGAUUCCACCCUUCCUUCGUUUCCCUGCUGCUAUUUCUUUCUUCAUUUUUCACGUCCCCUCCCGCAUCGUUUUUUGUGUUCUCCUUCCCACAUGAUCAGCAUCCUCGCCCCCUCCUGGACCAGCCACCCUGAGGUCUGUCAUCUGCUGAGGAUGAGCUUGUAACCAGCACAGGAGUCCCAGGAUCAAUCUUCUAUACUCAGCUUUUGUAUUGUUGUCCUGAAUAUCUAGGAUCCGCUAUGUGAGUUUACAGCAGAUGAGGAGACCCUAAACUGAAGGCUGGAACAGUAAUUUGGGGGGGACCCUACACCUAUCAUUACUCUCUGCUGGGAACUGGCCAUUGAUGCUGGACGAAGUAGGACUGAUCACUGGGUUGAUGUCUUAAAGGCAGCGCUUGAGACAUGAAGAGUUGGCAGUGUGCUGGUGUCUUCUUGCUGUCACUACUGCUGGAGUGCACUGAAGCCAAAAAACACUGCUGGUACUUUGAAGGAUUAUAUCCUACAUAUUACAUAUGCCGAGCAUAUGAGGACUGCUGUGGAUCAAGAUGUUGUGUACGUGCACUUUCUAUCCAGCGGCUAUGGUAUUUCUGGUUUCUGCUGAUGAUGGGAGUUCUGUUUUGCUGCGGAGCAGGGUUCUUCAUUAGAAGACGAAUGUAUCCACCAUUGCUUGUUGAAGAACCAACAUUUAAUGUUUCUUAUACAAGGCAAACACCUGGGCCUCCACCAGGACCUCAGCAGCCAGGAAUGCCAUAUUAUUCUGAUCCAGGCGGAAUCCCAGUCCCACCUUCAUUUCACAUGCAGCCAAACUCCCCUCAAGGAAAUCCAGCUUUCCCACCUCCCCCAUCCUACUUUAACACACCUCCACCCCCCUACGAGGAAGUGGUAAAAUCUUGUAAAUGAAGCAAUUUUGCACUUGGCAAUUUUUUCUUAUAUCUGACUUUUUACAACUUCACCAUGAGGAGGACUCUCCCUUGGCAUGACAAUUAAUCUCUUGGUAAAAAUCACUGGAAGAUUAGGUCUGGUCAGAGGGAGCAGCACUUGUUGGAAUAUGAUCGCAGUUAUGACAAUUUUUCUGAAUUACAGUUUAUGCUACUUUCUCCGCACUAGCAUGGGGUUUGAUGGCUAAAUGCACUCCUCCAUUGCUGAAAGGCAGUUUUUCGGUUUAUUUUUUUUUCUACACAUUCCUAGUAUGUAGCCCUUUCCUUGUAUCUAUGCUGGUGGUGUACAGUACAUGUUGUUGCCUAGUUUGCCUAUUAUUCUUGAAAGUGCUAGCAGAUUAUGCAGUAUCUACAAUAAAAGGCAUGCUUUUCAUUGAAACCAUGUUGGUUAAGUUGUGUUUUUCAUCAAAAUUGAAGGAUAAAAAGUUCUAAAGAAGUAAAACGUGACCAGAAUUGACUGCAGACAAUGGUUAUUUCUGCUGGAAACAAGUCAAAGACUGAUCCUUUAAAGGGGUACUCCACCCCUAGACAUCUUAUCCCCUAUCCAAAGGAUAGGGGAUAAGAUCUCUGAUCACAGGGGUCCCGCUGCUGGGGACCCCCGCAAUAUAGCAUGUAGCACCCACCGUAUCUGCUUCCGGAAGCGCUGGAGGUUCUGGCUCCCGACCACGGGGAUGGAAGAUUGUGACGUCACAACUCUGCCCCCGUGUGAUGUCAGGCCCCACCCCCUCAAUGCAAGUCUAUGGGAGGGGGCGUGAUGGCUGUCACGCCCCCUCCCAUAGACUUGCAUUGAGGGGACGGGGGGACAUAUUUAGUAAACUAGAGUUUUUACAAAAAUGAAGUUAAAUGGGGUAUUCCAGGUUUUAUUAACUUUUCCCUGCCUUGCCUGUGUGGCAUCACAGUCUAUGUCUUAGGUACAUUUGCCUGCCGUACAUCUGUGGGGUGGAUUCCCUGACAAACCAGCCUGAUGACGUAUGCGGAACAGCAGUGCAUGCCGUCGCACCGACUUUCAAUGUGUCCAUCGCUUUUUGCAGACUGCUCAAGUGACAGAAGGGGGCGUAUUAAAUGCUGGGGCGGCAGAAUGUAUAGCUGGACCGCACACAUCAUCAGGGGGCUGGCCUGUCAGGGAAGACAAUAAGAAGCCACGUUGUUGUCUCGAGCCCAGCAGGAUCCCGGGAAAGGCUCGAGACAACAGUUAUCCAGAGACCGGAGGAAUGCUGAAGCUGGAGAAACCAUGAAAUCACACAUGUAAGGUAAGUAAAUGUACUUAAGACAUAACUUGGCAUCAAGGGCCCGAUACUGAAAAGUUAACAAAAUCUGGAGUUCCUUAUACUUUAUUAUCCUCUCAUUUAUGUAACGGGGAAGCUUCUAUAGGGUAAGGUCAUACAUUGCUGCUUCAAACUGUUCCAGUGUGCGAUUGUUACUGCAAGUUGGUAAGUUUUUAAGUUUCUUAUUGAGGUCAGCAGUUUUUUCUGUAAAAACACAAGCAGCCAUGUAUACACAUUCUUAACUGAUUUGCUUAUACCCUUAAGGUAUAUUCUAAGAAAAUAAAGGAUGAAUCCCCCAUCAGCCACUAGGUGUGGUCUUAUUCUUAAGGUGUUACAGGGUUAAUCAGACCCAAUGCCCAUGCACAGCAGUACACUAUACAUGUUUAUUGAAGUUGCAGCUUCAGUUUUCUGAUACAGAGAACCCAAUCCUCUGCUUUCCUUCAUUAAACCAGAUCAUUGAUAACAUUAUUGCCAUCCCUAGUGUGAGCUUACAGAAAACAUUUUUUGUUGUUAUCAUUAACCUCAGUAAUAAAUCUAGUACCAGAAGAAAAUAAACACGGAAACUCAUCGCUCCACGAAGACAAGUACUUGGUUUAUUUCUAGUGUGUAGACAAACACAUGCGGCGGGAAGGAAAAGAUUACAGAUGCAGGGGCGUAAGAUCGGGACAGCACGGUUUUGUGCUAGCAAACACCUUCUCAAGCUGAGACACACCCCUCCCAUGUGUCUCCCCUGAGCCGCUUAAAAACAAUGAUAUACAAGGACAUAAAUAACACAUGCAAGUGAAAAAUAUAUACAAAUUAUCAUAGAAAUAGACUUAUAUAAUCAUUGAGGCCUGACGGCCCAAGGCAUUUAACUUAAGAAUCCAACAGGGUUUCUUUUUGCAAGAGAAUCUGGAGUCUGUCUGUCUCCUCGUAUCAAAGGUUUAACAGUUUCCAGUCCAGCAAACCUAAGACAACUACUGUCUCCCCUGUGGAAUUUCAUUAUGUGGGCAAGUCUGGGGGCUCAGAGACCUGUCACAAUGGACCGGAGGUGCUCUCUAAUAUGUACACAGGGGAAUCUUUUUGUUUUGCCCACAUAAAACAACACAGGGGCAGAUCAGUACGUACACUACAAAUGCAGUGCGGCAUGUGAUGAGCCGUAACAUCCUGCAACAUCAAGGAUGAAAUAACAGUCUGAGGCACCCAAGUGCUGGAACAAUGGAUUAUAUCGUUGGCAGAUCGUGAAAUGAGAUUGUUCUGGACUUGCAAUUCUUUAGAAUCUUAUAAAGAGAGUGACCAUGUUCCUUGCGGCCUCUGAGUGUACAAAGUUCCUUCACAGUUCCAGGACAACACGGAUUUCAUGAGUGCAUGGGAUGAUGCGCACAUGGUCUAAGCAAACAGGCUGUUACAGAUUGUGAUUACUAAGGACCACAAAGAAUAUGAGAAAGUGACAGAGGACCUCUGUAAAGCCAAGACGGAAUACAGAACCAGUAUCUGAAUCUGCUCCUCUGCAGUUCUAUAAAAAGCUAGAGAAGAAAAUGCUUAUUGCACAAACUAAGUUCAAGUAAAAAAAAAAAGAGGGACGAAUUUGUCAGGGACAAGUUUGUCUAUAAUCAUGGGCAAACCUUUACUUGGAACACUAGAAAGUCUUCUAAGGGUAAUUGUAGACAUUCUAAAAAUCGACGGGGCCCAAAGACUCCAUUUGAUUUUUGGACCAUGGACUCCGAUACAAGUCUGUCUGAUUAGACAGGAGGAAAGCAAGGAGGAGCUUGAGUAUAUAACCGCAAUGAGAAUUCUGUCCCUUCAGAAAGCGCACCAGAAGAGGGGGACGUAAGAAGAAAUGAUCAGUGGAGAGGCCCUUUCAGGAAACACAAGACAGUCUUGUGGAGACAGUAAUUGAAAAGAGUAAUGGUAUUAAUCUUACAGAGGUAACCCUUUCGGAGGACUGUGUAACAUAAUUAUCUAAAUGUCUGAACUUUGGACUAUAUGAAGCAUUCAAUCCAGUUAAAUUUAAGAUCAAUCUCUUUAAAAGGAUUAGAAAGAGGAGUCUGGGCAAGAAAUUUUAUAAGCUGGAGUUUAAGAGAUCUGAUCCAUCUAAAAAGGAAGGAUAAAAUCCUGCAAUAGUGGGACCUUUGGGUUUUAGUGCUAUUUGUGACAUCACUUAUGUGGAGAGGGAGAAUAUUGACAUACCCCUGUUGUUGAAGUACCUCCUUUUAGAGGAGGUGUGACAUCUAGGUUUACCCCUCCUGUUGCACCAAUCAGUUCUUUGGACUUUUUUGGUAAAACCAUUCUCAGAGAGGUUAGGUCCCUUAUUUGAGUCACCAGCUAACUUGACACAGAGGGAAUAAUCAGCUCUCAAGUGGCUAGUGUCCAGAAGGGACCUUAGAAUCAGUAAGGCUUAUAAAGGUGGAGUGACUGUAAUCAUGACAGCAGAAUAUUACACUCAGGAUGUACACAGGCAAUUAGGAGAUCAGCCAGUUUAUAAAUCCUUACCUUCCAAUUCCACCUUCCAUACUAUCAUUCAGCUCCACUACCUCCUUAGAAAAUACACUGUAGAUAUAUCUUGACAUAUCUAAGACAGCUGAAAGGUUACUCCCAGAAGUUCCUAUGUGGUACUGUUUUCCCAAGGUGCACAAGUAGCAGAGCUGACCUCAUACAUAGACUGGCUGUUGCACCCGCUACUCAGAUUGACUCCUACAUAUCUAUCUACAUAUCCUUCUCCGGUGCUUACACAUCUUUUCCCCUAUCCAAAGGAUAGGGGAUAAGAUGCCAUGAUCGCGGGAGUCCCGCCACUGGGGACCCCCGGGAUCAUGCACACGGCACCCCGUUUGUAAUCAGUGCCCGGAGCGUGUUCACUCCGGGACUGAUUACAGGCGACCACCGGGCCGGCGGCGUGUGACGUCACACUCCGCCCCUCAAUGCAAGGCUACGGGAGGGGGGUGAUCGCUGAUAGCUAAUAUCAAUGAGCUAUACAAGCUUAACUUUCUCCCGUUGUUGCACUGGCUCCAGAAUCAGUGUACAGAUUGGCUCAUGGCUUGGGAGAAUUGCCCUAUUUAAAAUGUCAUAACCAAUAAAGAUGCACUGUUAUUGGUUACCAUAGGCAACAUACAGUUUUUCUUUUAGGCAGUUUUCAUUAUUUCUGCUAUUAAUUUAUUUCCAAUUUGUAUAUUCUGCAUCAAAAUCCAUAGCAGAAAAUCUGCAAUAAAUGUGCACCAAAAUCAACAUGAUUUAGGGCAAAUUUUUCAUAGUAAAUUUUGGUGGAGAAAUGUUGUGGAUUUUCCAAAAUGGAAAAUACACAGCAUUCCCUCUAUAUGUGGCCAUGCCCUUAAAUUCUCUGAAUUUUCACAAUUGUAUACUCAUGCAAGCUGCAGUGUGAGUUUGAUGUACAAUUGUAACAGCCCUCCCAAUCCCCCACUUAUCACAUGUAAUUGCGUCCAUACCUUCACACUGUAUAGGAUCUGAAGUUCUUAUUUCUCCAAAAAGUGGAGGGCACUCACAGUCUACAUGUCUCAAAAGCACUUCUCCUCAGAGAAAGACUUGUUCAUGGUUCCAUUUUGAAUGGAGCCACAAUUGGUCUCCCAUAAAAGUGCAUGAACUCUCUAAUGUGCCUUUAUAUGCCUCCAAUUUCAUGUGAAGGCACACUGAGGUUUUUUAUCUUGAUGUGCAUCAUUGAGUUAUGUAUGUACAAAAGCAUUCUCUGAUAGAGAAAUUGCAUACAAUUGGGAUCACGCACGCAAGUCCAGGUUACUUAUCCAAUCACAUGUAUAAAGAGGGUCCAUAACCAGUUUAUAUGUUCUCAACUGUAAAUUAAUUCCAAAUAUAUGGUUUUACCAAGAAUUGGGAUUAGUGUUUAAUAUAUGAAGCCCAUGUGAAAUGGAAUGUGAUCUAGGAUGACAUAAUAUACAUUGUGAGUUGACAAUUUUCUGUGUAAAGAUACUCAAAAACAUAAGUUUAGUACAGCAAAAACUACAUUUCCACAGAUAAUAAAAGCCUAUAGGGAAACAGUUCUUUUUAUCAUUAUUUUGAGAUAAUUUCACUCCAUCCAACAUGUUGUACAAAACUGUGCCUUUAAAGGGAAUCUGUCAGCUCUAGAUUAUGCUCAGAGCUGAAGUGUCAAAGAGACUAUGCUAAAUUGCAAGAUGCACACCUUCUCUCUCUCUUUCACCCCUCCCUGCUCUACAUGACUGAUGUACAGGCUUCAGAGAUGGAAGCAGAGCCCUGAAGAUCAAUAAAUCAAGGUAGGGAGGAGUGGGAAAGGGAAGAUACUUGCAUCUUGCAAGUUCGAACAGCCUCCUUGAAACUUAACCUUUAAGCAUAAUUUAGACCGGACAGAUUCCUGUUAAGAGUCUGAUCUUACAUAAGGUCCAAAGCUUUAAGACUCCAAAAGUUUAGAGGCUCUUCAAAGUAUGUGGCCCAUUGGUCAAUUCCUUUUAGGCUGUGUGUGCAUUAGCAUUACUUUAUUACUACAUGUUGUACCUCAACUGUAUGAUUCUUUAAAAAAGGGGGAGGCAAAAUAUCUCCAAUGUGAAGAGUAGAUUUUGUAGAUCAUGUUCACAGCAGGUAGUACUGUUAUGUGGUUUUAACCUGUAUUCUAUUUUCCUCUCAUUAAAAGCUUUUACACUGUA
This is a messenger RNA of Hyla sarda, 6907 nucleotides long. It is a transcript of the gene VOPP1, whose product is annotated as VOPP1 WW domain binding protein. The coding region runs from base 503 to 1000 and encodes 165 amino acids. Lineage: Eukaryota; Metazoa; Chordata; Amphibia; Anura; Hylidae. Gene Ontology annotation, cellular component: cytoplasmic vesicle membrane. The transcript is spliced from 5 exons. The record is from RefSeq and is a predicted model, not a curated record.